GUAGGCAGUUUAUUCUCUUUACUUACUUUCUUCGCUGUCCAUUCAUUUUCUCUUUUCCUUUUUCCAUUCCAUUUUCUUUAUUUUUCUCUGAAUAGAAAAGUAAUAGAUCUAAGCUCUCUCUCUCUCUCUCUCUCUCUCUCUCUCUCUAUAUAUAUAUAUAUAUAUAUAUAUAUACACAAAGACUUUAGUUCUCUUUCUUGUUAUCCUUCUCUUAAACCUUCAUAAACAAACUGCUUUGCUUUCAAAUUACAUAAAAAAAGGCUAUACUUGCUGUAAUUUGGAAAUAUAUUCCAAACCCAAUCCACGUUUUCCUUGCUACAAUGUUUCCCAACUCAGUGUUUUGUACCUGUGUGUCUUUGAUCCCUCAACCUAUCACCAUGGAAAUGCUUUUCUACAAAGUUUCUAUUUUCUCUUCUGGGUUCCCUCUAAUCCAAGCCAAGAACAUAUAAAAGCUUGCAACUUUCUUUGAGUUUCUUGUUCAACUCUACUACGUACUUCUUCUUCUUAUUAUUCAUUGUCAUAAAAAAAGCUUCAAAACCAGAUCAAAUCAUAUAUUACAACGAUGGAGCCAAUGAAGUCAAAGAUCAACAGGAUGUUUUCCUCCACAAAUAAAGCCUCUCACGUUGGUCAACAAGUUCCUAACAUCGGUGAGUGGGAAAUAAGGCCUGGUGGAAUGCUGGUUCAGAAGCGAAAUUCCGAUACAAAUCCAAGCAAUGUUUCGGUUCCAACCAUUAGAGUUAGAGUUAAAUAUGGUUCUGUUUAUCACGAAGUAUAUAUCAGUUCCCAAGCAAGUUUUGGGGAAUUGAAGAAAAAGUUAGCAGAACCAACUGGUUUGCAUCCAUUGGAUCAGAAACUGAUAUUCAAAAACAAAGAGAGAGAUUCAAAAUCAUAUCUUGAUGUUGUCAAAGUUAAAGAUGGAUCUAAAAUGGUGUUGGUGGAGGACACUGCAAGCAGAGAAAGAAGGUGCGUGGAGAUGAUGAGAAAUUCAACAGUGGAAAAAACUUCCAAAUCUUUAGCAAAUAUCGUUUUGGAUGUAGAAAAGCAUGAGGAGCAGGUUAAAGCAUUGGAAGAAACGGCUUCUAGAGGUGGGAAAAUUGCAGAGACGGAAAUCGAAAAUCUGAUUGAAAAUUUGAUGACAAAGUUAAUCCAACUUGAUGGAAUUGUUGCAGAGGGAGAUCUGAAACAGCAGAGAAAAAUUCAGGUGAGAAGAGUUCAGAAAUGCAUAGAGACUUUGGAUUUUUUGAAGCUACAAAGCUCCAAAUCUAGCAGCAUUGCAGAUAAAACCCACAUUCAGCAACAAGACAAUUCAAUUAUGCACAAAUCAAAGCCAAUGCAGAAGAUUCAGAUGCCACAGAAACAGAGAAAUUUCACAGCCCAAAAGAUAGUAUUGCAGAAUCCUCUGCAACAAUCUGAAUCAGUAGUGGUAACCACAAAAUGGGAAACUUUUGAUUGAGGCUCUGAAGCUUCCAAAUUAAAAAAGGUUCGAUGAGAAAGUCAUUUGAAAAUUUUAUAGUCCAAAAUAAUGCAGAAUGGCUUCUGGACACACAUAUGGAAAUUACCUUCUGGGUAAUAUUCUGUUCCUCUGUCUAUAAUUCAUCCAUAUAGAUAUUUUCAUUGUGGGGUAAUUGUUCUCUGCAAUUUGUAUAUAGAGAAUUAGAGUGGGGGUCUUUGCUGCAUAGAUAAAAAGGUGUAGUUCAUAAAUUGGAGAUUGUUUUUGUUGCAGAGAAAAAAAAUUGCCUGCAACAAUUUUUUUAUUUUUUAUUUUUAUUUUUUAGUAUUGGCUCUGUUUACUCUGCUUCUGUGUUUGUGUGGCUUUUGCUAGAAAAAUACUUUUUCUGGUUUAGUAGCAUUUAAUGUAUGCAUAAGUGAAUAGUGGAAUGUCCAUGGCUUUGGGACCAUUUUGGGCCAUA
This is a messenger RNA of Ziziphus jujuba (common jujube), 1910 nucleotides long. RefSeq names its product BAG family molecular chaperone regulator 1. Lineage: Eukaryota; Viridiplantae; Streptophyta; Magnoliopsida; Rosales; Rhamnaceae. The record is from RefSeq and is a predicted model, not a curated record. Gene Ontology annotation, biological process: protein stabilization. Gene Ontology annotation, cellular component: cytoplasm. The transcript has 4 exons. Gene Ontology annotation, molecular function: adenyl-nucleotide exchange factor activity; protein-folding chaperone binding. Bases 563 to 1453 code for a protein of 296 amino acids.